Molecule: messenger RNA, 1995 nt
Organism: Rubroshorea leprosula
Lineage: Eukaryota; Viridiplantae; Streptophyta; Magnoliopsida; Malvales; Dipterocarpaceae
Source: the annotation of a GenBank genome assembly
UAUUGAAGAGAUAUAUUCCCAUUUAAAGUAUUGGCUUAUUAUGUAAUUCGAUUAUACUUUGAUUUCUUCUUCUUUUUUUUUUUCUUUUUAAUAAUCAUAAUGAUACCUUAAAUAUUCGCAUAUAGGAGAAGAAGCUAACCGACGUCGCUGUGUAGAGGUGACCAAGAAAAUUUACAAUGGAGAUUGGCCAGCUAUAAGGGAGUUUAUUUAUUCUGACAUGGGUCGAACAUUUCCACCUAUUACAGACUUUGUUGAAACUGUUCUUCAAGUUGCAGUCAGGGCCGAGCAAGAUGAGAUCGCCAAGAAAUUGGCAAAGACAAUGUCAAAAGCAGAUCUGGAGAAAAAGGAUUGCAAUGGUCACACAGUUCUCUCUUAUGUUGCAUUUCAGGGAAGAACAAACUUAGCAAAAUUCCUAGUCCUACUGAAUCGAGAUUUGCUUACCAUUGUAGACAAUGCAGGCAAUAUCCCGCUUACUAGGGCAUGUGGUUUUGGCCAUAAGGAGAUGGCAUACUACCUUUACGAAGUAACCCCUUGUGAUUUAUUGGAACCGGGAAAAGAAGGCAAUCAUGGAUUCCAUCUCAUGCGCUGCUGUAUUGCUAAUAAAAUGUUCGGCUUAAAGGUGGAGUUACCAACAAUACCCACCACUCCGACCAAAGACAUACAACUUGAUGUUGCUGACCAAGGCUACGUCGUCGAAAGGAACAUUGGGAAACGAGUAUUUAACGGACUUCGUGGAUUGGGUUUAAAGGUGCAAGAGUUCUUUGGAAUCAAACAAAUUUAUGAUUUGAAGUUGAGGCAUCGCUAUGCAUGUGAGGUUCUUCACUGCAUGUGUAAUCAUGUUUCAGCUUUCGAACUGACUCAUCAGCAUGAUGAUUAUGGAGUGGGUGCUCUACUAUUUGAAGCUACCAAGCAUGGAAUAGUUGAAUUUGUAAUUGAGCUCUGUAAAGCCAACCCAUCAUUUGGUUUUAAAACUAAUAAUGAUGGCAGACUCGCUUUCAUGGUUGCAGUCCAACAUCGUCAAGAAAAAGUUUUUAACCUCAUUUAUGGUGCUAAUGAGGCAUGGAAGGCUGAAAAUCUUAAUAAAUUAGAUAAAGAUGGGAACAAUAUUUUACAUAUGGCAGGGGCGUUGGCUCCUGAUUUUAAAAGUGUUGGAAUCUGUAGUCCCGCAUUACAGAUGCAAAAAGAACUCCAAUGGUUUAAGGAGGUGGAAAGAAUUGUUCCAGAAUGGUGCAAAGAAGCUAAAAAUAAUAAUGGUGAUACCCCCAAGGAUGUGUUUACCGAGAGCCACAAGGCAUUGGUGAAAGAUGGGGCGAGAUGGAUGACGGAGACAGCAAGUUCUUUUAUUAUUCUCAGUAUUCUCCUUGUAACCAUCAUGUUUGCAGUAUCUUUUACUGUUCCAGGCGGCGACAAUCAGAAUAAUGGGUUACCCAUACUCUUAGGCAAAAAAUUAUUUAAGAUAUUUAUAAUAACCGAUGCAAUAUCAUUCUUUGCCGCAUCUACUUCAGGUUUAAUAUUUUUGGGAAUCCUAACGUCACGCAAAGCUGAAGAAGAUUUUCUUUUGUCCUUACCUCGGAAGUUGAUGAUCGGCCUUAUCACUCUCUUUAUUUCCAUUGCAACAAUGAUGGCUAGCUUUUCUGCUGCUCUUUUGAUCAUGCUACAAGUUCAACUGUGGGCAUUAAUUCUCAUAACUUUGGCGGCUGUCAUUCCAACCAUGGUUUUUGGAUGGUUGCAGUUUCCCCUCAUUUGUGAAAUUAUUGUCUCAACAUGUUCUCAGGGAAUCUUUAACAGAAAAAUGAAGCCUUGGCUGGUUAAUUUACAAUAAAGUUGAAACAUAUUUUGUGAUGUAGGUUGAGCAGUUUCCACUCCAGGUUGAAAUUCUAUUAGCUUGUUUGGUUAGCUGUAUUUGAACUCUCAAUUUCCCUAUUUUAUUUGGUUGUAUUUUAACAUUUCUUGGUUUUUGUGAGACUGUGAUAUGAAUAUAUGUACCUUCCUUCG